AUGAGUGCUUUGAUUGAAUUUUCUCCCUCGGAAGACGAGCAAAACUUGAAGGUUAAGCAGGUUUCGCCCGACCUUUUCAAGCUGUCCUUGACCCGGCGCAACAAGUCCAACCUCUUCUUGGAGGCGAUCGACAGGCUCGACUCUAGUCGUGAAGAAGCUGAUCUCAUCCUGCGCAACCUCCAGUCAUGGGCACCGGAUGUAGCUGAAAGAUUCCAACCCCGGACAUCGGGUGUCAUUCUUGACACGCCGUUUCGACUGAUCUGCUCGAGCCCUUCUGGGGUUCCGUUGGACGGCGCCUUUGUCAUUAGACAAUACUUGGCUAUCAGCUACAGUUGGCACAGCAAGAGCUGGCCCGGCACACCGCACUCGGCCCCUGAGCCGAAUGGGUUGUGGCCCGUGGGCAAGCGCUUCGUGGAUGCAAUAUUGACAUUGCGCGGCCACCCUCGGGAGGGAAUUUGGAUGGAUCAGAUUUGUGUCAACCAGCAGGAUGGGGAGGAGCAGCAGCGGGCAAUUGCGUGCAUGGACAUUAUCUACAAGUCGUGUCGCAGGCUGGUGGUGCUCCUGGAAGACGUUGAACUCACGGAUGACGAAGUCGCUCUAUUUAGUCGGUAUAACUUCGCCACCUUGCGCUGGGACGUUGCUGAAAUGCCUUCUGACGGUGACACCACCCUUCUCAUCUCACUGUUUGACAAGGUAGCCCGGGCGCGAUGGUGGAGACGGGCUUGGUGCUAUCACGAGUUCGUCGUGGGGGAGCCGUGGUCUACCAAGAGGCAUCAGCAGGUGCACAAUACUGUUUUCGUCCUGGGACAUGGAACAGACAGAACCGUCACGGUCCAGUGGCUCACGCUGCAAGCAAUACUGGUGACGGUGAUCGUGAAGCUUGGCCACCAGUCUCCAGAUAGUGCAUAUGUCAACCCAAUCUUGUCUGGGCUCGAUGACCGCACGUCGCCGCUUUGGGACAGCCCUGAUCGCAAGGCAGGAUCGAUUAAGUCCAGUUUCAUGGCGCGGUUCAACAGCGUUGCCCAGACAGACUGCUUAAAGCCGGGGGAUCGGCUCAGCGUGUGCGUCAAUCUCCUUGGGCUUGGCCUCGCAUACGUUAAGCUUGAAGAGCCGACCCUGGACGAGGUGUAUUAUCUCGCCAACCUGUUGGCGUUGGCAGCUGGGGAAAAGAGGCCGUUAACUUUCGCGAGCAUGCAGCCGUUGAUGGUCGGCGGGAGUCAGUCAUGGCUGAUGCGGCCCAUAACGAGUGCAGACACGUCCUUUGGCAAAUUCAGUCUUGGAGAUGUCAAAGGCAUCCAUAGCAUCUCAGUGACUCGACUGGAGGUUGACCUAGUUUUUUUUAAACAUUCUUUUGAGAAGGCCACCGAAGAGGAGCUCAAUAGGACGUACGCCGUCUUCCCAGAUGCGAUCAAGAGCACACCGCCGCCCCUCAAGGCCACACUGCCCAGCGCUGUGCAGCAGUUUCGGGCUGAUGAGGAGAUGGAGAUGCCCCGCCGUCAGUUCUUGGCAGCCGUCAUGGCCAGUGGACGCGGUCUGGCGCAGCGUCUAUGGUCGCAGCUCGAGCGCGACGUGGUGCGUUUCAACUACAAUACUGGCAUUUACGCGGACUUUCGGGCCAACGAAGAUUUGAGCUCCAAUGCGGACAAGUUUCUAGAGUUGUUGGGCGUCAACAGCCCCAAAGCGGAGGACGAUAAGCACGAUUUCACAUAUGAAGCGGCUCUCGCGCUCUUGACGUGGGUCACGGAUCCGCGGUCCAUCUACUGGAUCUCGUGGCGAUGCCUGCGGGCCCCGUGCUCCCGAUACGGUGAGCAGGCGCUCUUGACGGGAUUCUUAGGCACGAAGAAUUUCCAUUCUAUCAACGCCAAGGCACCAGGGUCGGUCGCUGUGGCCAUUCCAACUGAUCUGCUAGAAGUGGACUGCGCGUUCAGUAGGGCGUGGGUCUUGGUCCCAGUGACUGGUCAUUUUCAGUUGACAUUUGCAAUAAAUAUAAUCUACACGUUCAUCACACCCUUAUCUUCCUCGAGGAACCGAAUCCCCUCCAAGGAAAAUGGGCCCUUCAAUGGAUGGGAUGCGUGCAUGACAGACAAGCUUAACAUCCAGGCUGCGUGUACAAUGGCUACCCCAGGAAGAGAAGAUGUGGCUCCUGCUGAGCAGAUAUCCUCCAACGAUAAAUCCAUGCUCGACCCUGUUGACGUAGCACACCAAGAGUCUGCCUUCACAACAGACACAGCCGCCGUUAUCAUAGAACCGUACGGGCCAUCGGGCUUCCGGGGGAUAUUCGCAACCCGCUAUGUCAGCCUCUGCGCCGCCUUCUCAGCCAUCGGCGGUUUCCUCUUUGGCUACGACCAGGGCGUCAUAUCGGUGACCUUGACCAUGGACCAGUUCCUCAACAGGUUCCCUGACGUUUCGGAUCAUGCGGCCGGUGCUGGGUUCAAGAAGGGUUUGAUGACGGCCAUGAUCACCCUUGGCGCCCUCAUUGGGGCCCUGAACAUGGGCUGGAUCGCGGACUGGUUGUCGAGGAAGCGGUCAAUCAUGGUGGCCGUGGUGGUCUUUUGCAUCGGCUCUGCGAUCCAGACAUCUGCUGUUGACUACGGCAUGCUAGUGGGGGGUAGAUUCAUCGGAGGGUUGGGCAUUGGAAUGCUGUCAAUGGUGGUCCCAGUUUAUAUCUCUGAAAUUUCUCCGCCAGAAAUCCGUGGCUCUUUGCUUGUGUUUGAAGAGCUCUCGAUCGUCUUCGGCAUCGUGGUCGCGUUUUGGAUCACAUACGGCACACGCGUCAUCCCGAACCACUGGUCAUGGCAGCUGCCAUUCCUACUACAAAUACUUCCCGGCAUCCUGCUUGGUUUCGGCGCCAUCCUGCUCCCAUAUUCGCCCAGGUGGCUUGCCUCGAAGGGACACGAAGACGCGGCGUUGCGGUCCUUGGCAAAGCUCCGCACGCUUCCUGACACGGACCAUCGCGUCCGCCGGGAAUGGAUGGACAUCCUAGCCGAGGCGAGGUUCCAAAAGGCCGUCAUGGCCGAACGUCACCCAACACUCGCUGGGAGUAGCGACAAGACCAGCCUCAUCAAGCUUGAGAUCGUCUCGUGGACGGACUGUCUCCGCUCUGGCUGCAUUCGGCGGACUCAUGUUGGCGCGGGGCUCAUGUUUUUCCAGCAGAUGGUCGGUAUCAAUGCGUUGAUUUACUACAGCCCGUCGUUGUUUGCAACCAUGGGUCUCAACACUGAUAUGCAGCUCAUCAUGUCUGGAGUGCUCAAUAUUUCGCAGCUGGUGGGCGUCGUCAGUAGUUUGUGGACCAUGGACCGAUUCGGGCGCCGGAAGCUCCUGCUGGUUGGAAGUGGCUGCAUGUUCUUUGCACACUUCAUAAUUGCCAUCCUCGUGGGCAAGUUCUCGUAUGACUGGACAAAGCAUGUCACCGAGGGCUGGGUUAGUGUCGCAUUUCUAUUGGCCUAUAUGAUCGCAUUCGGCUCCAGCUGGGGACCUGUUCCAUGGGCGAUGCCAUCCGAAGUCUUCCCCUCUUCCCUGCGAGCGAAAGGUGUCGCCAUCUCCACCUGCAAUAACUGGCUCUGGAACUUCAUCAUCGGCCUCAUCACGCCACCGCUCGUCCAAGGAACGGGAUUUGGCGCGUAUGUGUUCUUCGCUGUUUUCUGUCUGCUCAGCUGCGUCUGGACUUGGUUCUGCGUCCCCGAGACGAACGGGAAGACACUCGAGGAGAUGGACGAAGUGUUUAAUGACCGCACUGGCACGGCCGACGCGGGAAAGAAAGCACGUAUCUUCGAGCAAGUCGCGCAACAGCAUCAGGCGACAGGCACCAAACAAGUCUAA
Molecule: messenger RNA, 3819 nt
Organism: Diaporthe amygdali
Lineage: Eukaryota; Fungi; Ascomycota; Sordariomycetes; Diaporthales; Diaporthaceae
Exons: 5
Coding region: 1-3819 (1272 amino acids)
Biological process (GO): transmembrane transport; carbohydrate transport
Cellular component (GO): membrane
Molecular function (GO): carbohydrate:proton symporter activity
Source: RefSeq, a predicted model, not a curated record